Molecule: messenger RNA, 2839 nt
Organism: Polyodon spathula (Mississippi paddlefish)
Lineage: Eukaryota; Metazoa; Chordata; Actinopteri; Acipenseriformes; Polyodontidae
Product: ubiquitin carboxyl-terminal hydrolase isozyme L5
Exons: 12
Coding region: 123-1112 (329 amino acids)
Biological process (GO): ubiquitin-dependent protein catabolic process; protein deubiquitination
Cellular component (GO): Ino80 complex; cytoplasm
Molecular function (GO): proteasome binding; cysteine-type deubiquitinase activity
Source: RefSeq, a predicted model, not a curated record
CCUUUCUUAUGCAGGCAUCUGCAGUGAAAAGCUAGAGAGCGAAUACGUUGAUCAUAUUUCAAUUGUGUCUAACCACCAUUUACAAAUAAAUAAAUAAAUAAAUAAAUAAAUAUCUCAACAAAAUGUCUGGAAGCGCGGGAGAAUGGUGUCUAAUGGAGAGUGACCCUGGAGUAUUCACUGAACUCAUUAAAGGGUUUGGUUGUAAGGGAUCCCAGGUUGAAGAAAUAUGGAGCAUGGAACCAGAAAACUUUGAAAAACUGAAGCCAGUCCAUGGAUUGAUUUUCCUUUUCAAAUGGCAGCCAGGGGAGGAACCUGCUGGGUCCAUUGUACAGGAUUCAAGACUUGAUCACCUCUUCUUUGCUAAGCAGGUCAUUAAUAAUGCAUGUGCGACCCAAGCUAUAGUAAGUGUAUUAUUGAACUGCCACCAUUCUGACAUGCAGCUUGGUGAAACAUUGACUGAAUUCAAGGAAUUCUCACAAAGUUUCGAUGCUACUAUGAAAGGCCUGGCACUAAGCAAUUCCGAAGUGAUUCGACAAGUCCACAACAGCUUUGCAAGGCAGCAGAUGUUUGAAUUUGAUACAAAGUCCACUGCAAAAGAUGAAGAUGCUUUUCAUUUUGUGAGCUACGUUCCAGUUAAUGGCAGGUUAUAUGAACUGGAUGGGCUUCGAGAAGGUCCGAUUGACCUGGGUGUCUGUAAUCAAGAUGACUGGAUCAGCGCAGUACGACCAGUUAUAGAGAAAAGAAUACAAAAAUACAGUGAAGGAGAAAUAAGGUUUAACCUGAUGGCAAUUGUCUCAGAUAGAAAGCUGGUUUAUGAACGCAAGAUUGCAGAACUACAGAGGCAGCUCACAGAGGAAGAACCAAUGGACACAGACCAGAGUAGCACCCUGUUCAGUUCCAUUCAAUCAGAAAUUGCAAAAUACCAAUUGUUAAUUGAAGAGGAGAAUCAAAAAUUAAAACAAUACAAGAUUGAAAAUGUCAGAAGAAAGCACAACUACCUUCCCUUUAUUAUGGAACUACUGAAGACUUUGGCAGAAUACCAGCAAUUAAUACCAUUGGUUGAAAAGGCUAAAGAAAAACAGAAUGUCAAAAAGCCCCAAGAAGCCAAGUAACCAUGUGCUGCUGUUAGCCUCCCACUUCCUGUAAAGACUCUUUCUACCCAUCGAACAUUUCAAUGCCAUCUGUAAUCUGCAGAGUAUGGGGGAAGUGUGUUGGAAGUUCAUCCAUACCCACAGUUGCUAAAUUACAAUUGAAGUCUAUGACAUGCAUGCAGAAAUGUUUAAAUAAACAUGUCUUCUGUAUUUUCAAAUAUAAAUAGAUGUUUGUAGCUGGUUUCUCUUGAUUUUUGUUAAAUCCAUUGUUUUUUUUUUUUUUAGAUAUUGUAGCUUCUUUUGCGUGCUUGGAAAUACUACAAAUGGAAUUUAGAUAGUGUUUGGCAGUUCCAAGGGCUCUUUGGAAUGGGAGCAUUGUUAUCAAUAAUAAUUUUAUAUGGGCACCAUAAUGGCAUCCUUAUAUUGAUAGGUUCAACAAAGCUAACAUGUAUUUAUUAUGGUACUGAAAAAGGAUUACCCUAUAUAAACUGAAAGGUUUUUAUAGCUUGAAGUACAGGAGAGAAUAAUAAAGGUGUGUGCUAUCUGAUACAAAAUGUCAGCUUGUCACUAGAUGGUGCUCUUUUUUGUUGAGGGAGCUUUAUAAACAGGAAGUAUACAAUGGGUCAUUUUGUGAAGUGGGACUAUUUUUUGAAAACAUGAAAACGCCUGUAUAUGCAAUGGUGUACUACUGUAAGUUGGUUUGUGUAUCGAUAGAUACAAUGCAUAUGCUUUCUCUGUACUAAGGAAGUUGUGUAAGAAUUUGACCAAACCUGAAAGCACAGACCUUUAGAGGCUAAAUGUGAUUCACGCUUUGCUUCUCCACUUUAUGUGGUGCAUACAUCAGUAGUAUCCUCUUUGAAAUACCAAAGAUUGCAAAAAUGAACCAAGUACUUGUAAAUCUAAUUUGCACAGUAGAAUACCAGAUAUAUAAUUAAAACAUCUGACCUAAAAAAGGGAUGAAGUACGUCAAAAUCCUAAUGCAUUGUCCUUUAACCAAAUAUCGCCUUAUCUAAAUUUUCAUAACACAGUAAUAUUACAGCAUUAUAUCAUCUGUAUUUCCAUAAAGAUUGCACACACUUUAAACACAGUGUACAGUGUUUCUUGUCUUCAUUGGGAUUUUAAUUUGGUUGUAGCAACCCGAGAUAAGCUAAGAUUAGUAAACCAAUCUAUUUUGAGUUCAAGGCAUCAAGGGCAGUAAUAACUAGGAGUUUGUGAAUAAAGAAUUUAUUCAAUAGUACUUUUUGCAUCAAUAGAAUCUUACAAAAAUUCUGCUGGAGGUGAUUCUUCACCUAAUCAGUUAUGAGGUGAUUUUUUUAUGCUUGGAAGGGUAGCACCAGCUACACUUGCCUUGUGAAACAGCACUAUAAUCUCUGGUGGUAUUAUUCCCAAAAAGUUUAAAAAGUCUGAUUUUUAGAUGAUACAAUAAAUCAAAAGGUGUUCUACUUUUUACUUUGUGUGGUAAAUAUUAGUAAACAUGGUGUCUAAUCACAAGCCUGAGUAUUUCUUUCUAUGUGUAAAUAAUGGUAGAGCUCUUGUAAUAAAAAGAUCCCUACUAAGCACAGAUCAGUGUUUUGUUUUUUGUUUUUUUAAUGUAAAUAGUGCUCUAAUAUCAGCUAAAAUGUGUGAUAUUAUAAACUAAAAUUAUGUUAUACCCAUAAAUUCAACUUUCCCCUUUAUUUGUAAUCAUGGUAAAACACAUGAUAUUUAGUAAGGUACAGUGACUUGCGAAAGUAUUGACUUCCCCUUGG